This is a messenger RNA of Misgurnus anguillicaudatus (oriental weatherfish), 757 nucleotides long. Lineage: Eukaryota; Metazoa; Chordata; Actinopteri; Cypriniformes; Cobitidae. The record is from RefSeq and is a predicted model, not a curated record.
GACUGACUCGCCUUUCAAAGAAGAGAUGAAGAUUGUCGUGUUUGCUCUUCUCCUCUCAGCUCAUUGUGAGCUGACAACAGCUCUGAAAAGACAACACUUUUAUUUUAGUAAUGCCACGACAUGGACAGAAGCUCAAAGCUUUUGCAGAGACUACUAUGUAGACCUGUCCAGUCUUGACACCCCGGAGGAAAUUACAGCGUUAGACACUGCAAGUGGGCUUAGUGGUUCAUACUCAGACAGCUGGAUUGGUCGGAAAAAGAUCUCUGAAUACCACUGGGAGUGGAGUGAUGGAAGCCGCAGAGGUUUUUUCAACUGGGCACAUGGAGAACCAGAUAAUGCAGGCAAUGACAUCUGCGCUAUUGUGAAAAAUGGCCAAUGGCAUGACAGGCCAUGUACUGAUUCAUACCCUUACUUCUGCUACAAGUGGGACACUGAACUGAUUGUGGUUAAAGAGAAUAAGAGCUGGGAGGACGCGUUACAAUACUGCAGGACUCAUCACACUGAUCUGGCCAGUCUGCCAUCAUAUAUAUAUUUAAUCCAAGCCAGACAAGCCACUGCUGAGACAUCAAGUGUGUGGACAGGUCUACGGUUCCUGGCAGGCUCAUGGAUCUGGUUGAGUGGUAGGAAUCUGGGAGACCUUAGUGCCCAGCUGCCAGCCUGUCCUGCCAAUUACACUUACUGUGGAUCUCUAAACCUGAAAAAUCAGAGCCGGGAGAACAGAGACUGUAUGGAGGAACUUAACUUUGUGUGCUAUUAG